AUUUUUUCAACAAUUGCGGGGAAGUCACAUUCACGAAGUUGUCUAAAUCCCGAUUUUGAGCGCCAAAUGGCGGUCAGUUAGCCGCAGCUCGUCCUCCGUUCUCCACAAUUCACAAGCGCUUUCUAUCUUUUCCCCACAAGUGCAAUGGCUCCAGCCGAAACCGUCCAAAUUCCCUUCCUUACGGCUGCUGAAGCUCUGACUCCAAAGUUAAGUUACACGGAAGAAAGACCGAAAGAUGUGGUUACCUUCGUUCCGGAUGACAAGGCAUUUUUGAGACACACAAAAGUGGUACAAUACAACGCAAGUAGGCUCGAAGAUAAGUGGUUCUCCUCAGGAGAUGAGUUUAUCGUGGACUUUGGAGGUCAUCGUACUGGUUAUCUCUCGUUCUAUCUCGACGCACAAGGUGAAAAUGUGGAUUGCCCGGCGAGAUUAAGGCUAACUUUCGGAGAAGUCCCUGGCGAUGUUGUUGAAGAUUUUUACCCGUCAAAAUCGUGGAUUAGCACUUCUUGGUUCCCUCAUGAAGAAGCCAAGAUAGAUGAGCUGCCUGGACAAGUGAAUAUACCGCGACGGCAUGCAUUCCGAUAUGUGCGAGUGCAGGUGCUUGAAGUAUCUAGCAAGUUCAAGAUAUGUUUUCGCAAAAUUAAAUGCUAUGCAGUGACCAGUGCAUGCAAAAAAGUUGCGCCGGUCGAAGGAUGUGACUUCAACCUCAUUGAUACCGUUGGUCUGAGAACUUUGCGGGACUGUAUGCAGACGGUAUUUGAGGAUGGUCCGCGUAGAGAUAGACGCUUAUGGCUAGGGGAUCUUCGCCUUCAAGCUUUGGUGAACUAUGUCACAUUUCAAAAUAACGACCUGGUGAAGCGCUGCCUGUAUCUCUUUGCAGGACUUCGCAUGGAUCAAAAGGUCAUGGCCAGUCUGUACGAACGACCAGAGCCACGAGUUUCGGGUGACUAUAUUCUGGAUUACGAGCUCCUGUUUGUGGUCACAUUACUGGAAUACGUUGAAGCAACAAAUGACAUUUCUACAGGGAGAGAACUCUUUGGUAUAUGUCAAAAUAUCUUGGAAAGAAAUCAUCAAGAAUACAUCAAGGACGGAAUCUUUCAGAUGAAGCCAGGUGUCUGGUAUUUCAUUGACUGGCAUGACGAUUUGGAUAGAUUUGCCAGCAUGCAAGCUGUAUUUGUGAUAGCAUUCAAGGCAGCGCAAAGUCUGGCCAACAAGUUAGAUAUUGGCGUCGAUUACACUGAGGAUAUUCGACUGCUCUCAGAAGGUUCCUUAGCACUUUACGAUGAAGACAAGGGAAUAUUUUUAUCAAAUGGGCAAAUAUCUUGGGCAUCUCAAGCUUGGAUGGGAUUGGCUCAUGUUUUACCUCAAGAACAACAUGUUCGAGCCAUUCAAAUCGCUAUGCAAAAUCCUAAUGCUAUCAGAGCAAAUACUCCGUAUUGUUAUCAUUAUGUUCUGGAAGCACUGUUUAAAAACGGAGCAAGAGACGCAUGUCUUGCGCUCGCCAAGGACUAUUUUGGUGGAAUGGUAGACAGAGGCGCAGAUACCUAUUGGGAAGCAUAUAGGGAAGAUGAUUCUACGUUUAGUCCUUACGACGAUCAUCAUAACAAUAGUUUUUGCCAUGCUUGGAGCUGUACUGUGAGCUGGUUUUUGCGCUUAUGAACAUUAGAACAAAGUUAUCAUAAUACUUUAUUAUUACUUUACACAUGUACCAGUACUGUUGCUAUACA
This is a messenger RNA of Umbelopsis ramanniana AG, 1727 nucleotides long. RefSeq lists its product as uncharacterized. The coding region runs from base 145 to 1659 and encodes 504 amino acids. Lineage: Eukaryota; Fungi; Mucoromycota; Umbelopsidomycetes; Umbelopsidales; Umbelopsidaceae. The record is from RefSeq and is a predicted model, not a curated record. The transcript has 2 exons. Gene Ontology annotation, biological process: carbohydrate metabolic process.